Molecule: messenger RNA, 1212 nt
Organism: Sorex fumeus (smoky shrew)
Lineage: Eukaryota; Metazoa; Chordata; Mammalia; Eulipotyphla; Soricidae
Gene: THG1L
Product: tRNA-histidine guanylyltransferase 1 like
Exons: 6
Coding region: 30-926 (298 amino acids)
Biological process (GO): tRNA modification
Molecular function (GO): tRNA guanylyltransferase activity; magnesium ion binding
Source: RefSeq, a predicted model, not a curated record
GUCUUUUCUCUUCCGCGGGGAGGGAGGGCAUGUGGAUCGUUGGCAGCGUGAGGAUUCGCGAUUGCCUGGCGGCCACUUCCGCUACCCUGCACCGGUGCCUGAAGCUAGGGGCGACCAUGGCCAAGAGUAAGUUCGAGUACGUGCGGGACUUCGAGGCCGACGACACCUGCUUGGCCCACUGCUGGGUGGUGGUGCGGCUGGACGGCAGGAACUUCCAUAGGUUUGCGGAGAAGCACAAUUUUGCGAAACCUAAUGACAGCCGUGCUCUCCACCUGAUGACCAAGUGUGCCCAAACUGUCAUGGAAGAACUGGAGGAUAUUGUGAUUGCCUACGGACAGAGCGACGAGUACAGCUUUGUGUUCAAGCGUAAGAGCAAUUGGUUUAAAAGAAGAGCAAGUAAGUUCAUGACUCACGUGGCCUCCCAGUUUGCCUCCAGCUAUGUGUUUUAUUGGCGGGAUUUCUUUGAGGACCAGCCUCUUCUGUAUCCCCCAGGCUUUGAUGGAAGAGUUGUGGUGUAUCCUAGCAACCAGACUUUAAAGGACUACCUCAGCUGGCGGCAAGCAGAUUGCCACAUCAAUAACCUGUACAACACGGUGUUCUGGGCACUCGUACAACAGUCUGGACUCACGCCCGUGCAAGCCCAAGGAAGACUGCAGGGGACUCUUGCUGCAGACAAGAAUGAGAUUUUGUUUUCUGAGUUUAACAUCAACUACAACAACGAACCACUGAUGUACAGGAAAGGGACGGUGUUGAUAUGGCAGAAGGUGGAUGAAGUCACGACAAAAGAAAUCAAGCUGCCAGCAGAAAUGGAAGGGACCAAGAUGUCAGUCACCCGGACACGGUCGAAACCGGUGGCCUUGCACUGUGACAUCAUCGGGGAUGCUUUCUGGAAAGAACACCCAGAGAUCCUGGAUGAUGACAGCUGACCCCGUGCCCCCUGACUCCGGCGCGUGAAACAUACGAGCCCCCCACACCCCCACCUCCAGCCUUGGACAGGGCUCCUGGGCCUCUGCCAGCCAGGACUGUGUUGGGCAGCGGCACGGCCAUUGGCAUCGGGAGAGGGGACAGCAAGGACGGGGGCUUGCUCAGGGCAAGUGUGUCUGGCCACAGAGUGUGGAGGCCGCCUUUCUUGCCCUGUUCGAACAUGGUCCCUGCCGUGGAAGUGCAUUUUAAAGAAUCCAUGCUACUCUUUUUAUAAAGCAAGAAACUAUA